Messenger RNA from Juglans microcarpa x Juglans regia, 1139 nucleotides. RefSeq lists its product as uncharacterized. The transcript has a single exon. Gene Ontology annotation, molecular function: zinc ion binding; nucleic acid binding. NCBI's taxonomy places the organism in Eukaryota, Viridiplantae, Streptophyta, Magnoliopsida, Fagales, Juglandaceae. The record is from RefSeq and is a predicted model, not a curated record. Bases 45 to 1139 code for a protein of 364 amino acids.
CGUCUCCACUAAGAAAACAAAACCAACAUGGUAUCAGAGCCAUAAUGGCUUCAAGCGACAACAACCCUCCUCCUCUUCCUCCCCCAACCAACACAAACCCUAAAGACCCCUCCAGCCCAUACUUUCUUAAUCCAAACGAUGGACCUGCUACUCUACUCACCACUCAUCUGCUUACAGCAGACAAUUACCAUUCAUGGGCAAGGACAGCUCGUCGGUCACUACGAAUAAAAAAAAAGUUGGGUUUUAUUGAUGGUACUUUACAUGAACCUACCAUUUCUAAUCAUCCCUUGUUAGAACCAUGGCUUGAAUGUAAUGACAUGGUGAUAACUUGGCUUCAAAAUGCAAUGUCAUUAGAGAUCAAAAAUAGUGUCGUGUAUGUUGAUACCGCUCAUGACCUAUGGCUUGAGUUGGAACAACGAUUUGCACAAAAUAAUGGUCCUCGAAUUUAUGAGCUAAAACAGUCCAUUAAUUCCCUUGUUCAAGGUGAUGAUUCUGUAAGCUUGUAUUUCUCCAAACUGAAAGGGCUUCUUGAUGAACUUCUCAAUUUUGAAGUCAUUCCAUCAUGCACAUGUGGUGCCAUGAAAAAUGUCCUUGAGAACCAGCAACGUGACUGGACUAUGAAGUUUCUCAUUGGGCUUCAUGAUUCUUUCACCAAUAUCAAAGCUCAAAUCAUUUUGAUUAAACCCAUUCCGAGCCUCAGUGAAGUCUAUGCCCUGGUUCAACAAGAAGAAAAACGAAAGCAACUUUCCAAUCCUCCCAACUUACAUGAUACCCUUGCCUUGGCUGCAAAAUCCACUUUCUUCUCUAAUCGGGACAACCCCAAACCAUAUGGACCUCCAAGGCGAGAAAAAUCCUUUUGCAGCCAUUGUAAAAUUCCUGGCCAUUCUCUUGAAAGAUGUUUUAAAGCUAAUCCAGCUCUUGAAAAACCAGUUUGUACUCACUGCAAUUUAGUUGGUCACACUGCUGCCCGAUGUUUUAAACUGCAUGGCUAUCCACCUAGCCAUAAAAUGUCCACUCGAGGAAAACCAACAGAAUCAUUUGCUAACCAAGUCAGCUCUUCCAACCAAGAACAGAUCAAUGAAGGAUCCCAAGAAGCUCUCACUAAAGCUCAAUAUCAACAUCUUUUAACUUUGCCGUAA